AUGAUUCGAUCAAAACUAUCAAGCUGGCGCGAAUAUUUAACGCCGGUCAGCCAUAAAUCUUCUUUUCAAAAGACCGGUCAAAUAACACCGGAAGAAUUUGUGGCUGCCGGUGACUAUCUUGUGUAUAAGUUUCCAACUUGGUCCUGGGGAAGCGCAUCCCCUUCAAAGCAACGAGAUUUUUUGCCGGCAAACAAGCAAUAUCUUGUUACCAAACAUGUACCAUGUCGACAGAGAGCCAAUGGAGUUGGUGGCGGGUUGCAAUUGAACAAGGAGUUCGAGGUCGAGGACGACUGGAUGGUGAGCGCAGAGGUUGACUCACCUGUCUUGCAUUCUUCAGAUGUUGAAGAGGGUGCAAUUGGUGACGCCGAUCUUGCGGACCUUGAAGAGGCUGACCUGGAGGAGGCUGAUUUGGAGGGUGGUGAACCAGUGCCCACGGGAGACCACAAGACGACUUCGGAGGAUCGCACUUACAAUGUGUUCAUAACCUAUUCGACCUCGUACCGCGUGCCGAAAAUUUAUUUAUCUGGAUUUGAUGACAAUGGUGCGCCACUGCCGCCAAAGUUAAUGUUUGAAGAUAUUCUGGGAGACUACAAAGACAAGACUGUCACCAUUGAACCGGCUCCCUUUCUAGACGAUCUUACUCUUAUUUCCAUUCAUCCUUGCAGACAUGCGGGUGUUAUGCGCAUGUUGCUCGAUAAAGCCGAGGCCAAAGCUCUUACAGAAAAAAAUCAGAAACAAGACGAUGACUGGGAGGAGUUCCCAGCCGGGAUCCGGGUCGAUCAGUAUUUGAUUAUUUUCCUCAAGUUUAUCGCUAGUGUGACUCCAACGAUUGAGCAUGAUUUCACCAUGACGGCGCUCUAG
Messenger RNA from Wickerhamiella sorbophila, 861 nucleotides. RefSeq names its product Autophagy-related protein 3. Gene Ontology annotation, molecular function: Atg8-family ligase activity. NCBI's taxonomy places the organism in Eukaryota, Fungi, Ascomycota, Dipodascomycetes, Dipodascales, Trichomonascaceae. The record is from RefSeq and is a predicted model, not a curated record. Bases 1 to 861 code for a protein of 286 amino acids. Gene Ontology annotation, cellular component: cytoplasmic ubiquitin ligase complex; cytosol. Gene Ontology annotation, biological process: autophagosome assembly; nucleophagy; autophagy of mitochondrion. The transcript has a single exon.